Molecule: messenger RNA, 2800 nt
Organism: Lytechinus variegatus (green sea urchin)
Lineage: Eukaryota; Metazoa; Echinodermata; Echinoidea; Temnopleuroida; Toxopneustidae
Product: probable isocitrate dehydrogenase [NAD] subunit alpha, mitochondrial
Exons: 11
Coding region: 42-1127 (361 amino acids)
Biological process (GO): tricarboxylic acid cycle; isocitrate metabolic process
Cellular component (GO): mitochondrion
Molecular function (GO): isocitrate dehydrogenase (NAD+) activity; magnesium ion binding; NAD binding
Source: RefSeq, a predicted model, not a curated record
UUCGUGUUUCGGUGCAUUAACUUCUUCCCGUAACGUAAAUCAUGGCGAGCAAAGUGUGGUCGAGUUUGAGAACUGGUCUGAGCAGGAGCCUCAACAAGAGAUUUUAUUCUCAAAAUGUGAGGAAAGUCACAUUAAUUCCAGGAGAUGGGAUAGGACCUGAAAUUUCUGCCUCGGUGCAGCAGAUUUUCAGAGCUGCCGAUGUGCCUGUUGAGUGGGAGGCUGUUGAUGUAACCCCAGAAAAGGGUCCAGAUGGGCGGACCCGUAUCCCUCCUGCUGCUGUGCACUCCAUGAAUCAGAAUAAAAUUGGACUGAAAGGACCCCUAGCCACGCCCAUCGGUAAAGGACACAUGAGCCUCAAUCUUGCCCUCCGAAAGGAAUUCAAUCUCUAUGCUAAUGUCCGACCUUGCAAGUCACUAGAAGGCUACAAGACUGCUUACGAUGAUGUAGAUCUGGUCACAAUCAGAGAAAACACGGAAGGAGAGUACAGUGGAAUUGAACAUACAAUUGUUGAUGGUGUGGUACAGAGUAUCAAAUUGAUUACAAAGGAGGCUUCUAUGAGAGUAGCUGAAUUUGCCUUUGAGUAUGCCAAGGCCAACAACAGACACACGGUCACAGCUGUUCACAAAGCUAACAUUAUGAGAAUGUCUGAUGGCCUGUUCCUGAGCUGUUGUAGAGAGGUAGCAGAGAAACACAGGGAUAUCCGAUUCAAUGAGGUCUAUCUAGAUACAGUCUGUCUCAAUAUGGUACAAGAUCCCUCCCAGUAUGAUGUGUUGGUCAUGCCUAACUUAUACGGUGACAUCCUCAGUGAUCUUUGUGCUGGUCUUGUAGGGGGUCUUGGUGUAACACCUAGUGGUAACAUUGGAGCAGGAGGUGUCGCAAUCUUUGAAUCAGUUCAUGGUACGGCUCCUGACAUAGCAGGUGAAGACAAGGCAAACCCUACAGCUCUCCUCCUUAGUGCUGUUAUGAUGCUGAGGCAUAUGGAACUAAUGGGACAUGCUGGUCGAAUUGAGAAGGCAUGUCUAGAGGUCAUAGGGGAAAGAAAGCAUCUUACUGGUGAUUUAGGUGGAACGGCAACUUGCUCAGAGUUUACACAAGCCAUAUGUGAAAGAGUUCAGGAGUUAGAAUAGAAACUAAGCCUGCUUUCAACUCAUCAACAGUUCAUCUCUGAUUAUUCAUCACAUGUUCUAUAUAUUCUCCAAUUUAUCUUCACUCAGUGUUUAUGAAUGUAUGCAACUGACUAAAAUAUCUGUGACAAAAUCUGUUUUAUCUUCAUGUAUACUAACUAUAUAGAAUCAGUUUGAUGCAGAAACAAUUUAAUAAUCAUUUGAUUCGAAAUAUGAUACAAUUGUCAUUUAUUAGAUUUAUUUGAAAUAUCCUGUUUAGAACCAUUGCAUUGGCAGUAGGAAUGUCAACUCAGGCUAAUUCUAUUUUGAGUACUGAAUAUUAAAUGCAACCAACAAGUUCUGGAUGUUUAUUGAUAUUGUAUUUUAACAAUUGUUCAAAUGUUUAUGAGUUUGGGCCUAAGGUCAACAUUACAGUUUUCCACUUUUAAUGAGAUUAAUAUAGAUUUAUAUUGAUUUUCUUGUCUUUAAAUUAUAUAUUUAUUGAGUAUUUAUCAUUUUCAUCCCAAUGGUACCUUGAUAUUACAACUUUAAUUUUUUCGCAGGCUGUGUUUUGGUUUGUACAAUGUAAAAUCAAAUUUGCAUCAAUAUAAUUGUAGUACAUGUACGUUUCUUUUUUUAAUUCAGUUCAUGCGUGCACCCCAACAAACAUAUAUGAAUUUUUUUAAAAAUUAUUUUUAAAAAUGAAAUUUCUUGAAAGAAAUGUCCUAAUUUCUUGUUUGUUGAUAAUCCUUGAACAAAGACAUUAUUUACAUUUGAUUCAUAUUCAUAUAUAUUUAUCUUGAGAAAGGAUAAUUUAUUGUCUCUUCCUUUCCUAAAUGACCACUUAUGUUUUCAUUUUACUUGUAGGUAUUGGCUCCACUCUAUGUAAAUAGAUUCCUCCUAUUAUAUAAUUCCAAUGCUAUGAUCAAUACUCUUGUAUGCAAAAAGGUAGCAUUCCCACCCCCUCCCAUUACUAGCAUGUUUCGCACAAAUUUGCAUUAUCCUUUUUUUUUUUACUUUGUACAAUUUUGUAUGGCAGACUUGAAUUUUCUACAACUAUGUACAAACUACACAAUGGUAACGUAAUGAAUUAAUGUUAAAAGAGCUGUACUGUGAUUGGGGAGAAUGAUUGGGAGUACAAAUAUGUGUGUGAAUCGAUUUGAAUUUUGCUUUGUUUAAACCACAACAUAUUUAUUAUUUGUAUUGCAUGAACUAUAUAUUUACAAGUUACCUUUUAUAUGCAUUGGGUCAUUUAUUGGGAUGUAGUGUGAUAUGUGCAAUUAGAGAAAGAAGGAUUUUUUUUGUGAAGUUGUAUGAUUUUAGGUUGUGAAUAUUACAAAUAGUUGCCUCAGUCGGCCAAUUUUGGCUCCAGACUAAACCAACUCUAGCAGUACCACAUACUGCUAUAAUUGUUGGUUUUGAGUUGAUUGGGGUUGGUCUUGCUGUAUGAAUAAAGGGAGUGUUGAAUUUAUGGCAUGUACAGUAUAUAUGUGUGGUAUAUAAUACUUCAUGAACAGUAAUAUAAAAUGGACAAUGUUUGACUUUGCUGAAGCAGAUUUUUUAAGUGCUCAAGGAAGAUGUGUUUGGUUUGCCUUCCUUGCAUCUUUAAUGUCAUAGUUUAUUUGAAAGACAAAGUCAGGGAUUUAUUGUAUGUUGAAAUUAAAGCGUAGUAUAUUGUUGCUGCCAGAGUUGAAAUA